Cavenderia fasciculata is the source of this 258-nucleotide messenger RNA. RefSeq names its product hssA/2C/7E family protein. The transcript is spliced from 2 exons. The record is from RefSeq and is a predicted model, not a curated record. Lineage: Eukaryota; Evosea; Eumycetozoa; Acytosteliales; Cavenderiaceae. Bases 1 to 258 code for a protein of 85 amino acids.
AUGACUAUCCUUGCUGCUAUUUCAUCCCUCGGUUCUGCCAAGACCUCAUCAAUUUCCAAGUCAUCAUUCUCUGGUGCUGGAGCACUCCAAACCCAAGGUGGUAACUCUGUAGCUUGUGGUGGAUGUGGACAUGGUGGCAAUUUACUUGGUGGAGUUAUAGGCACUGUUGGUGGUGUAGUUGGACUCGUAGGUGGCAUUGUAGGAGGUGUUGUUGGUGGUCUCUUGGGUGGUGGUCGUGGUGGUUGUGGAUGUCAUUAA